AUGUCUGAAAAGAGAAUUCGCAAAAGAAAUAAACCAACGUUUGUUUGUACAAAUUGCAGACGAAGGAAAAUUAGAUGUGACCGAAAAACGCCAUGUUCAUCCUGUGUCAAGUUGAAUAUUGGGUAUACUUGUGUUUACGAUACCUCAUGGAAGGCUGGAGGUAAUUACCAUGAUCCGAACAACACCAAUUCCAAAAGGAUAUCAAUGACAAUUCACGACUUGGAAGAAAUGGAGUAUUUAAGAGCAAGAGUUAACGAGCUAGAAAACGUUCUUUUACGAAGGGACAAGAAAGACAAGGAAACUAUAAAUGAAAACGCCAGCAAGCCUUAUAUUCGUAUACAACCAAUACCGCCUCCAAGGACAUCUGUGUCUGCCAACCCAGUUGUAAACCCUGCUGAUACUUUGAAUUUUUACACCGGGUACACCCCUUUAUACACUAAAAGCAAUAUUCGAAGGGUAAAUUUUGGACCAUUGUCGUGGGUUUCUUUGCUGAAACGAGAUCCUGUGUUGUGCCUUUCGUGGAGGGAAAUUAGUAAUGGAGGAUCCUUUCCAUCAAUUAAUUUGACACAAUUGCCAUUGACACCGGAGAAUAUUGCAAUAUUAAACACUUACAUGACUACUUCUGAAGGAAUGUCUCCAAACAUGGAAAAGUUUUUUCGUCGCAAGUACUUAGAAGUUGAAGGAUAUGAUGAAAGUGUACCAUAUAAUUCUCUGGCAAAAAUUGGUACGAAGCCGCUUGACAAGGAUAGAGUUGGCAACAAGAGAACUGAAUUUGCUUUGAAUAAACCUUCUGAUUUCAAAAUGUCAUUCACACUGAUAAGCCUCGCAAGGACAAUAUUUGAGGGAAAAAUUAACCCCGAACUACAAUUGAUCCAAAAGAUCAAAACCAUUCUACCCACUAGAAAAGUUUUUUGGAGUCUUGUUGAUUUAUUCUUUGGCAAUGUCUAUCCUUUCUUCCCAUUCGUUGACGAAGAGUCUUUCAAAAAUGAUUUGCAAAGAAUAUUUGGCAAAGUAGAUUACGAAAAUAAGCCUUUCUCCAAAGUGAACAUUUGCAAAAAGUUAGAUUUGGCGAUAGUUGCACUAGGCUUUAUUUGCUUGAGAAUGACUUAUUUGUCAUUGUAUUCCAACCGCGAUGCUGUUAAUCGAAAGAUUGUCGAGUCUCCAGACAUGACUACAACUAAAUUUCUUUUUCAAAAUCCAAUCAAUUCUUCAAGUAUUGACGUUGCAAACUCUUGCAUCCAGUGUUUCCAGUUCACUAGAAAAUCCAACUUUAUUGUUUUCCAAGCAAUUUUGUACAUGAGAUUCUACAGAGAGAUAGCUCCCGAGGAAAGCGAGGGCAUUGAUGGCGGCGAUUCCCAAGUUGGGACAGGCUUGAUCAUACAAAUGGCUUACUCGCUUGGCUUGAAUCGCGAGCCUGAUUUGUUGGAUGUCUGCAAUGAUGAAAAGAUAAACCACUUGGGUCGUAAAAUGUGGGCUGCGUUGAUUGCCGCUGACUUUGAGCAUUGCUUGGCAAUAGGGAAUCCAAUCAGUAUACAUUCAAAGAAUUAUGAUGUCUCCCAGCCAAUUUUGACGGAUAGAAACAGCAGUAUUAAAGAUGUUGACAUGGAGGCUGCCGUGACUGAACUAUUUAGCUCGGAGGAUCCUGAGAGACACCUAUUGCAACGUUUGUUGGGCUAUGUCUUGGAUAUGAGGGAUGGAGUCCAAGUAAAUAUUAUCACCAAUGAUCUUCAUGUUCUUGAGAAAGUGAUGGACACACAGUUCAAUGUGUUGCAGAAACAUCGAUUAAAGGAUGAAAUUUUCCAAUCAAAACACACCCGGUCAAGGGUGCAAAAGUUUUUGUAUACUGAAAAGGCAAGAAAGUUUUUAAAAACAAAGGUUGCCAUUACGUCUUUCUAUUACCACUUAUACUUGCACUAUGAGAAGCUGAUGGAUACAGAGCUUUCCUUCUUCUAUUUGUCCAAAAUGUUGUUAAUUGUUACAAAUGAUGUUAUGCCGUAUAUUGAAGACAUAGCCAAUGGUUAUUUAAGCUCAAUGGGAUUGUUUUUGAAUCCCAUUGUGCAACUUGGGUUACUCAAAUCAAAUCAAAUUUUAUUUUCAUGUUUUGCUCGCGUCAAUGCCAUUGUUUACUUGACGGAGAAUUCCAGAGUUCAUAGUGAUAAGUUGGCAGAUGAUGAGAAGUAUCGCGAUCAUUUCAUCAAAUUGAAAGAGUUAUCAGACAAUCUCAAACACACAAUAAAGUUGGCUAGUCAAUUACUUGAAAGAAUGGGGCUGCGAUACUAUUGUGCGUGGAGGAUUUCAAAAUCGCAAGUCACUUUUUUGAAUGUGUUAACUGAAGAUGAGUUUUAUGAAAAGCACAAACUGCAAUUGAAAAGAAUAAAAGGAUUUCAGUUUACAUCUACUCAGUUGGAUACUUUCGCAUUUUUGAUUGCAGAUUUGAAAAAAGUUUUGCAGAAGACGCUAAGAUUCGAUGAUACGGAUGAUUUGACUACGCUCGGACCACUCAAAGAGGAUCUGUAUGACGAGGCACCAGAGAAGGAAUUCACAGAAGCAAAUACAAACUUGGACUUGGAAUCCAGUAUUUUAUCUGGAACUGGAUUGACACCACUUGCUUAUUUGAAUGAAGAAAUGCCACACGAUUUGGUGAAUGAGAAUUUCAACUAUAUUGAUCAUAUGUGGCUACUGCAUGCGGCACUGAAGCAAGAUUCCAGACAAUCAUUUGAGAAUAGCUUAAUCUCGAGUUUAUUCUCUGAUGAAAGCUCAAGAAGUAUGACCAAUAGCUCUUCUUUGGUACCAUGCAAUGACGUUAGCGUCGCGAGCUCGCCUAAUAAAGCAGGUGAAGGGCUGGCCAUCGGCUCAUCGUGUCAAGCUCCAGUUCAACUGCUGUUGUUGCAGCUGCUGUUUUUGCAAAAGGAACUGAUUUCUUCGCAGUUAAGUAACGUCGUGCCGUCUCCGAGACAUGAUUUGUUGCCACUUCCGUCGCUUUUCAAAAGCAACAAAGAAUAUGAAGAUAGUGAUGAAUUUGUGGACGACGAGUCUGGGUUCUCGUAUCACCCUUUUCUGUGA
Molecule: messenger RNA, 3063 nt
Organism: Lodderomyces parapsilosis
Lineage: Eukaryota; Fungi; Ascomycota; Pichiomycetes; Serinales; Debaryomycetaceae
Exons: 1
Coding region: 1-3063 (1020 amino acids)
Biological process (GO): DNA-templated transcription; positive regulation of transcription by RNA polymerase II
Cellular component (GO): nucleus
Molecular function (GO): zinc ion binding; DNA-binding transcription factor activity, RNA polymerase II-specific; DNA binding
Source: RefSeq, a predicted model, not a curated record